This is a messenger RNA of Sphaeramia orbicularis (orbiculate cardinalfish), 2086 nucleotides long. RefSeq names its product UTP18 small subunit processome component (gene utp18). The record is from RefSeq and is a predicted model, not a curated record. The transcript is spliced from 13 exons. The coding region runs from base 67 to 1641 and encodes 524 amino acids. Gene Ontology annotation, cellular component: small-subunit processome; Pwp2p-containing subcomplex of 90S preribosome. Gene Ontology annotation, molecular function: protein binding. Lineage: Eukaryota; Metazoa; Chordata; Actinopteri; Kurtiformes; Apogonidae. Gene Ontology annotation, biological process: rRNA processing.
UCGAGUAAAAACACGGUCCCCCAUGUGCAGAGUCUAGACCUGGUCCGUGUUUAGAUCGUGAAUCCGAUGGACGGAGACUAUAUCGAGCUGCCGGGUCCUGUGAACCCGGGUCCGGCCUCUAAGAGACCCCGGAGCCGCAGGUCGGACCAGGACCAGGAGGACCGGAAACAGCAGAACCUGAAGAGGCUGAAGACCCUGGGCCAGGAGGACCACUCGGUCCGGAUCCUCGAGGACCUGGUGUUCGGACCCGAGGACCAGCUGCUGGACCGACUGAGACAGGACGACGAUGACGACGACGAUGCCGAGCGCCACGCCGACGCCCUAUUGGUCGACGAAGACGAGGACUCCGACCAAUCAGACGCCGAGGACGAGUCCCGGCCGCAGCCAAUCAGGAGAGCCGCCUGGGUGGACGAGGACGACGAGCUGGAGGAGGAGGUGGACAUGACGCACCGUUACCGUAGAGACCUGAUGAAAGGGGAGGCGGAGUCAAGGAUCAGCAAACACACACUGCAGGAGAGGAUGAAGGAACAGUUUCAGAAGGCGAUGGGCGGGGCUCCUAAAUGGGCCGAGAUCAAAGAGAAGAAAAGAAAAGAUGAAGACGACGAUGAAGACGAGGACCUGCUGAGGAGGACGGGGAACCUGGUGUCGUCUUCAGACAGUCUGCCCAGCGGAGUCCUGAGGAUGAAGAAGUGCGUCCACGCCAACAGUGCCCGCCCGUCAGAGGACAGGCUGACCUCGGUCCAGUUCCACCCCACAUCCCAGGUGGUCUUGACGGCCGGACUGGACCAGUCCAUCUGCCUCUUCCAGGUGGACGGGAAGACCAACCCAAAGAUCCAGAGCAUCCACCUGGAGCGCUUCCCCGUCCACAGGGCGGAGUUCAGCCCCGACGGACGCAGCGUGAUCGCCACCAGUCUGAAGAACAAGAUGUUCUACGUGUACGACAUGAUGGAGGGACGAGUGUCCCCUGUGCACUCCGUCAGAGGUCUGAAUGAGUCCAGAGUGAAGGAGUUCUGUGUGUGUCCUGAAGGAGGCGCUCUGCUGCUGUCGGGCUCCAGAGGAUACCUGCACCUGCUGACGCUCAAGACUAAGGAGGUCGUUCGCAGCAUGAAGAUCAACGGAAACAUCUGCGGCGUCGCCUUUUCUCACGACGGGGGUAAAGUCUUCGCUGGAUCAGAUGAGGGCGAGGUGUUCAUUUGGGAUGUCGGCAGCGCUCGUUGCGUCCACAGGUUUUCUGACGACGGCUGCGUGAAGGCGACAUCCAUCGCUGCGUCGCCAAAUGGGCAGUACCUGGCUUGCGGCUCUCACUCAGGCGUGGUCAACGUCUACUCCCAGGAGGCGUGUCUAAAAUCAGCCAAUCCCAGGCCUCUGAAGGCGGUGAUGAACCUGGUGACCCCGGCCACCUCUCUGACCUUUAACCCCUCAUCAGAAAUCCUGGCCAUGGCGUCGCGGGUCGAGGACGAGGCGGUCAAACUGCUCCACCUCCCCAGCCUGUCCGUCUUCUCCAACUUCCCGGUGUCCAGUAGAAAAACGUGUUUCAGAACCAACUGCCUCAGCUUCUCCCCUCACAGCGGCUUCUUCUCAUUGGCCAACAACAAAGGCCACGCCCCCCUCUGGAGGUUAUUGCAUUACAAAGACUUCUGAACCGGAACCAGGUCCACCUGAGCUCAGUGGAACCACCCCAGACCCACCGCAGACCCACCACAGAACCACCGCAGACCCACCGCAGAACCACCACAGAACCACCACAGAACCACCCCAGACCCACCGCAGAACCACCCCAGACCCACCGCAGACCCACCACAGAACCACCGCAGAACCACCCCAGACCCACCGCAGAACCACCCCAGAACCACCUGGACCUGCUCAUGUUUUUCUCAGAUCUAAAAGAACUGCUGUUUUUGUUCCUGAAGUCAGUGGUUCUGGUGGAACCCGGAGCAGAACCGUCUGUGGGUUUCAGUCCAUAUUUAUCUCCAGACUCGUUCAGAUGUUCAGAACCGUGUUGAACUUCCUGUUUCUGAUCCAAACGUUCUUGUCUGUAAUUUUCAGAUCAUUAUCAAAUCAGAUUAAAGUCAGUUUUGUUUUUGAA